AUGGUAUUGACUCAUUCAGUAGCCAAAGAUGGUACUCAUAUCUUUCAUAAUAAGUUAACCAACAACUACCUUUUAGUGGGGGAUAAUGGUAAUAGUAUUGAGACAACUAAGGAAUAUCCAUCAACAUUAACCAGUGAUACCAAUGCCAUUUCAUGUAUUAUUGGUGUGAUUAAAUUGAAGAUCAACUCAUAUAUAAUUAUUGCUGAUAAGCAUCUCGUCACUGGGUCAAUUUUAAACAAGGAGAUUGCUUUGAUCAAGAGCUAUAAGAUUUUAUCAUUGAGUGGAGCCAAGCCAGCAAGUGAGGAGAAGGUAUACUUGAAUCUUUUGGAUGAACAGUUGAAGAAUGGUACUUUAUAUUACUCUAUUGACAACCAGUAUGAUAUCACUAACUCAUUGCAGAAACAAUACACUACGGAGCAUCCUAAAAUUGAUGAAAGAUUCUGGUGGAACAAAUAUAUUUCAUCUCCUUUAAUUGAAGCUGAUUCUAAAUUUGAGUUUAUCACCCCAAUCAUAUACGGAUAUUUCAAAUCUCACUCCACUAUUUUCAAUGGCAGGGCAUUGCAAUUUGCUUUGUUGACACGUCGUUCCAAUGAGAGAGCUGGUACAAGAUAUUUCCGUCGUGGUAUUGAUGCUCAAGGUAAUGUGGCCAACUUUAAUGAAACUGAGCAGUUUGUCACUACUGAUGAUAAUCAUAUUUACUCGGUUUUACAAACGAGAGGUUCAGUGCCAGUGUAUUGGGCCGAGGUCAACAAUUUGCGUUACAAGCCUAAUUUGGAGAUUAGUUCUCAGCCUUCAGGAGACGCUACUGCGGCUCAUUUCAGUCAACAAGUGGAAUUCUAUGGUGAUAACUAUUUGGUUAAUUUGGUUAAUCAACUGGGAUAUGAAAAGCCUGUUAAACAAGCGUACGAAGCAGCAGUGGAGAAUUUGCCGGAAAAAUUGAAAGCUCAUGUUCAUUACAUUUAUUUUGAUUUCCAUCAUGAAUGUAAAGGUAUGAGGUAUGACAGAAUUAAUUUGUUGUUGGAUCAUUUGAUUGGAUUGGGCUACACUUCAGACAACUAUUUUGAGAUUGACCUAAAUGCAAGACAAAUUGUUCAUUUGCAAAACUCUGUAAUUAGAACAAAUUGUAUGGAUUGUUUAGAUAGAACUAAUGUUGUCCAAGGCUCAAUCGGUAGAUGGGUCUUACAGAACACUUUGGUUAAAUCAGGAUAUUUGAACUCAAUUGAAACUCCAUUUGCUAAAGUGGACCCACAGUUCAACUUAUUUUUCCAAAAUUUCUGGGCCGAUAAUGCUGAUGCUGUUAGUUGCGCUUAUUCAGGAACUGGUGCUUUGAAAACUGAUUAUACACGGACUGGUAAGAGAAGUUAUCGUGGUGCUCUCCAAGAUUUGAGGAAUUCACUUACUCGUUAUUACAAGAAUAACUAUUCUGAUGGAAGCAGACAAGAUUCAUAUGACUUGUUUCUUGGUAAAUACAAACCAUACCAAGAUGCGGUCCAAUCGCCAUUUAUUGAUGUUAGGCCAGCCUAUGUUCAAUUGUUGCCCUAUUUAAUGGGUACUUCGUUCUUGAUUAUGUUGGCAGUUUUGUAUUACCCAAGAGGUUCCUUGUUGGAUUUAAAAAACUUGGCCAUAAUUGCCUUGUGCUUGAUCUUCAAUGUUAGAGGUUUAUCCUGGGUUCUUGCUAAUGGAUAUCAAUAUGUUGAUUGGCCAAGGUUAGUUCCUUUGGAUUAUUUGAGAAAGCAAAAUACUUUUGAUGCAGAUGGUAAAUUGACAGGCACAAAGUAUGAAAAGACAGAUUACUUCAAAGGUAUCAGCAAGAAGAAGAACUAG
Lodderomyces orthopsilosis Co 90-125 is the source of this 1824-nucleotide messenger RNA. RefSeq names its product phosphatidylinositol-3-phosphatase (gene SAC1). Gene Ontology annotation, cellular component: endoplasmic reticulum. The record is from RefSeq and is a predicted model, not a curated record. Gene Ontology annotation, biological process: phosphatidylinositol dephosphorylation. Lineage: Eukaryota; Fungi; Ascomycota; Pichiomycetes; Serinales; Debaryomycetaceae. Gene Ontology annotation, molecular function: phosphatidylinositol-4-phosphate phosphatase activity. The transcript has a single exon. The coding region runs from base 1 to 1824 and encodes 607 amino acids.